Molecule: messenger RNA, 808 nt
Organism: Cadophora gregata
Lineage: Eukaryota; Fungi; Ascomycota; Leotiomycetes; Helotiales; Ploettnerulaceae
Exons: 3
Coding region: 133-498 (121 amino acids)
Source: RefSeq, a predicted model, not a curated record
UAAAGAGGCAUCAGUCUCUCUCUUGAAUAUGUCUCUCACAAGACCCAGUAAACCGAAAGUUACAGCCACUUCAUUUCGAAAAUAAGAAAUCUUAUUUCUUCGCAGCAUUAUAUUACCUGUAUAUUUUUAACAAUGUCUGGCCAAAUCCUGAGACAAUUCGCCUUCCCCCCAUCGGCUGCAGGCAGAAUCUCUGUAAUUAUAGCACAGACUGUGCUAACUGGCAAGGGCCAGAGCUUUGUCCGUGUUGUAGAUGCAAUAGAGCCAAGUAUCAAGGAGGAUGUCGCCCAGAAAGCAGAAGCAGCUUGCAAAAUGCCAAACGUGCUGCCGCCGCAUGUCAGAUCCAGAGCAGCAUCACUUCGUCUUACAUCAUUGGAUCAUGUGAGCGAUCUCGAUCCCACUGUUCACAGCACCGGAGAAUUCUACGACAAGGAUGGCAAGUUCAUGGGCAAGAUUCACAUUGCUAAAGACCCAUCCCAACAACAGCCCAUGCGGGAGUAAUCUAUGGAUGGGCCGAGAUACAUUGAAGACCAGACAUGUUUUGACUGAAGGUCGAAUGCUGUUAGUUAUUUGGGGAACUACCAUUUCGAGAACAGCCUAAAGUACCUACCUAUGUAUCGAGAAGCGAGAUCAAGAUCAGUAUGGAGGUAGAAUUGGAAGUUGGAUAGAGACUUGAAGAGUUCACUGCCGCAAAUGUCAUGGGUUGGGGUGGAGCAACGGAACAAUAGUAUCUGCUUAAAUUUUCACACCACCACUUCUACCAUUUUGUAACCUGGAGAUCAAUGGCUACCCGUCGAAGAUGCGAUGAAUC